This is a messenger RNA of Oncorhynchus tshawytscha (Chinook salmon), 1815 nucleotides long. Its product is annotated as collagen alpha-5(IV) chain-like. The record is from RefSeq and is a predicted model, not a curated record. Bases 1 to 1815 code for a protein of 604 amino acids. Lineage: Eukaryota; Metazoa; Chordata; Actinopteri; Salmoniformes; Salmonidae. The transcript has 15 exons.
AUGGGCAGUGAAUUCCUAAGCAGGCCUAUUCCUCUCAGUGGGGAAGCUCUCACAGAGACUCUCAGAGAGGUGAGGUUUUCUAAGAGGCUGACCCAAUGGACCCUCGGGGGUAACGGAGGAGCGGAGGGGUCAGAGUCCACACACUGCCUGCUGGCGGAUGAAGGGAGGCUGUGUGUGAAGUCUCUCAAACACAUUAAUGCGUGCACACGUCCCACAGACCCGUUAUCCUCCCCUGGUGUUGGUGUGACAGGCCCCACAGACCCAACAUCCUCCCCUGGUGUCAGCCCCACAGACCCGCCAUUCUCCCCUGGUGUCUGUGUGACAGGCCCCACAGACCCACCAUCCUCCCCUGGUGUCAGCCCCACAGACCCACCAUCCUCCCCUGGUGUUGGUGUGAAAGGCCCCACAGACCCACCAUCCUCUCCUGGUGUUGGUGUGACAAACCCAACAGACCCACCAUCCUCCCCUGGUGUUGGUGUGACAGACCCCACAGACCCGUUAUCCUCCCCUGGUGUUGGUGUGACAGGCCCCACAGACCUGUUAUCCUCCCCUGGUGUUAGUGUGACAGGCCCCACAGACCUGUUAUCCUCCCCUGGUGUUGGUGUGACAGGCCCCACAGACCCGUUAUCCUCCCCUGGUGUCAGUGUGACAGGCCCCACAGACCUGUUAUCCUCCCCUGGUGUUGGUGUGACAGGCCCCACAGACCUGUUAUCCUCCCCUGGUGUUGGUGUGACAGGCCCCACAGACCCGUUAUCCUCCCCUGGUGUCAGUGUGACAGGCCCCACAGACCUGUUAUCCUCCCCUGGUGUUGGUGUGACAGGCCCCACAGACCCAUUAUCCUCCCCUGGUGUUGGUGUGACAGGCCCCACAGACCCACCAUCCUCACCUGGUGUUGGCCCCACAGACCCGUUAUCCUCCCCUGGUGUCAGUGUGACAGGCCCCCACAGACCUGUUAUCCUCCCCUGGUGCCCCACAGACCCGUUAUCCUCCCCUGGUGUCAGUGUGACAGGCCCCACAGACCUGUUAUCCUCCCCUGGUGUUGACCCCACAGACCCGUUACCCUCCCAUGGUGUCAGUGUGACAGCCCCCACAGACCCACUAUCCUCCCCUGGUGUUGGUGUGACAUGCCCCACAGACCAACCAUCGUCCCCUGGUUGUGACAGCCCCACAGACCCACCAUCCUCCCCCAGACCCCAGCAGACCCGUUAUCCUCCUCUGGUGUUGUGUGACAGCCCCACAGAUAUCCUCCCCUGGUGUGGUGUGACAGGCCCCACAGACCCACCACCUGGUUAUCCUCCCCUGGACUACCCAUUAUCCUCCCCUGGUGUUGGUGUGACAGAACCCACAGACCCGUUAUCCUCCCCUGGUGUUGGUGUGACAGACCCCACAGACCCACCAUUCUCCCCUGACCCCAUAGACCCACCAUCCUCCCCUGGUGUCAGUGUGACAGACCCCAUAGACCCACCAUCCUCCCCUGGUGUCAGUGUGACAGGUACAGCAGACCCGUUACCAUCCCCUGGUGUUGGUGUGACAGGCCCCACAUACCUGUUAUCCUCCCCUGGACUUGUGACAGACCCCACAGACCCAUUAUCCUCCCCUGGUGUUGGUGUGAGAGAACCCACAGACCCGUUAUCCUCCCCUGGUGUUGGUGUGACAGACCCCACAGACCCGUUAUCCUCCCCUGGUGUUCGUGUGACAGGCCCCACAGACCUGUUAUCCUCCCCUGGUGUCAGCCCCACAGACCCACCAUCCUCCCCUGGUGUCAGUGUGACAGGCCCCACAGACCUGUUAUCCUCCCCUGGAGUGUCAGUGUGA